AUGUCCUUAGUACUUGUAGCCGGUGUCUUGCUUCUCAGUGGAUCCUGUGUCUUUGCACUGCCUAUUGCAGACUCCAUGUACAAAGCAGAGUCUAAUGAGGAAAAUCAGGUUUUAAAUCUGGAUGAAUUGCAAAGCUUGGACAAUAACUUCCUCCUAUGGAACCCACCAGCUGUGAUGCCCAGGACCAGCCUCUAUGAUGCUGUCAGAGAUCUAGAAGCUGCUGAACAACUUAAAAAUGAUCUGAGGGAAAUCAGUGACAAUGACUCAGGAAAUCUGAAAGAGAUUCUGUACGAAAGGAAAGCACAGCCGAAAGCAGGCCGCUUUUUCAUUGGAAAAGGCAGGAGACAGUACAAGAAACGUAACAACUUCUCAGAUUGCUUCUGGAAAUACUGCGUUUGA
Molecule: messenger RNA, 399 nt
Organism: Rhincodon typus (whale shark)
Lineage: Eukaryota; Metazoa; Chordata; Chondrichthyes; Orectolobiformes; Rhincodontidae
Gene: uts2a
Product: urotensin 2, alpha
Exons: 4
Coding region: 1-399 (132 amino acids)
Biological process (GO): blood vessel diameter maintenance; regulation of blood pressure
Cellular component (GO): extracellular region
Molecular function (GO): hormone activity
Source: RefSeq, a predicted model, not a curated record